UAUAUAAUUUGUUUGCGAUGCUGUUUUUGCGACAGUCGUCAAUGGCUGCUGUGUUUUCUAGCCGACGACACGAUAUCAAAAUUAUUUCCAAAAAAAAACAAUCGUGAAUCAUGGAAGACGAAGCACCUGUCAUAUAUGGACUCGAAUUCCCAGCUCGGGCCCUAACUGCGCAAGUGGGUGACACAGAAAACAUACGCUUUCUCGUUGGAACACAAAGUCUACGAGCUGAAAACCAAGUCCAUCAUAUUCAUUUUGAUGAUGAAUACAAUUCAAUCAACAAAAAUGUAUUCCUGCACCAAGAGGGAGAAAUCUGGUACAUCAGUGCAUCGACAUUGGAUAAAGAUAUUCUUGCCACUUGUUACAACAAACAUGUUGACUCAAAGAUUGAAGUCCAGGCUGCUUUAUGGAGGCUACCAACCAAUUUAAAUGACAAUUUUACUGAGGAACCCUCUAACAGCCAUCGACCACUUAAAUUAUUGUGUCCUCUUGACUUUUCUGAAUAUGGUGAAAUCAAGUGUCUACUAUGGCACCCCACUGGAGAAGAAAAUACUCUACUAGGAUUAGCUGAUAACCAUAUUCUGCUCUGGGAUCUCGAUGUGGCCUCUGCUUCUGCAAAGAUUUUUAGUUCAGCCUCUAUAGAAGCAAGAGGCCAACCAAAGAUGACUGCAGCUAAAUGGAAUCCGCAUCACAAAUGCUCUCAGGUUGCCACAGCCAAUGAUACCACAAUUCGGGGAUGGGACUUACGAUCAAUGAAACAAGUGUAUGUUAUUGAAAAUGCUCAUGGUCAGCUAGUCCGAGACUUGGAUUUCAACCCUAAUAAGCAGUACUGUUUUGUCAGUUGUGGAGAUGACUGCAAGGUCAAGUUCUGGGAUGUUCGAAACUCUAAUAGUCCACUGAAGAUUCUAACUGACCAUUCUCAUUGGGUGUGGUCGGUACGUUACAACCAUUUCCAUGACCAGUUAGUCCUCUCUUCUAGUAGCGACAGCAGAGUCAUCCUGAACAACAUUGUGUCCCUUUCCUCCGAACCUUUCGGUUAUUUGGUCGAAAGUGAGGACAACAGUGACAACGAAGGCAAAGAAGUGACACGAGAGAAAGUAAAUGAUGGAGUGAUUGCUACCUACGAAGAACAUGAAGACAGCGUCUAUCGAGUGGACUGGUCCACUGCUGACCCUUGGGUGUUUGCAUCAUUGAGCUAUGAUGGACGUCUUGUUAUCAACAGAGUACCAAGGACAGAAAAAUACAAGAUCCUCUUAUGAUGGUGAUAAAUAUUCCAAAGGACCUUAAAGAUGGACAUGAAUACAUUCCAUGUUACUAAAAAAAAUUAUAAUAUUAAUAAUAUACAUAAAAUAUAAAAACAGAAAACAA
Messenger RNA from Octopus sinensis (East Asian common octopus), 1365 nucleotides. Its product is annotated as EARP and GARP complex-interacting protein 1. The record is from RefSeq and is a predicted model, not a curated record. Gene Ontology annotation, molecular function: protein binding. Gene Ontology annotation, biological process: protein ubiquitination. Bases 111 to 1256 code for a protein of 381 amino acids. The transcript is spliced from 9 exons. Lineage: Eukaryota; Metazoa; Mollusca; Cephalopoda; Octopoda; Octopodidae.